Molecule: messenger RNA, 1008 nt
Organism: Gossypium arboreum
Lineage: Eukaryota; Viridiplantae; Streptophyta; Magnoliopsida; Malvales; Malvaceae
Product: ATP synthase delta chain, chloroplastic
Exons: 1
Coding region: 39-881 (280 amino acids)
Biological process (GO): proton motive force-driven ATP synthesis; photosynthetic electron transport in photosystem I; photosynthetic electron transport in photosystem II
Cellular component (GO): chloroplast thylakoid membrane
Molecular function (GO): proton-transporting ATP synthase activity, rotational mechanism
Source: RefSeq, a predicted model, not a curated record
AAUAAAGAAAAAGGCAGGCCAUGAACUGAUGGAUUAAGAUGAAGGAAAGCUUACGUUUUCAAAUUUCAACCACAAAAAGAAGAUUCAUAAUAUCUUAUCAUCCCCAACUCUUUCUCCUACAAACGUCACAAACCCUAAUUCUCUCUCUAUCCAUGGACCCUCUAUCAAGCUCUGUUUCUUCACGCCUCAAACCCGCCAACUUCAACUCAACACCUCGCCAAUUGCACCCCUUAAAACCACUCAACAGACCGCGUCACCUCCCUCCACCGUCACCCCAACGUCCCCUUCUCUUCUCCACCACCAAACCAACCACUAUCUCCACCUCUUUCACCCACAAAAACCUCACCGCUCCUCCUAUCUUCCCCCACCCCACCUCACUUCUCCCUUCAUCAUCCCUUCAUGUCCAUCGAACCCCCGCCACCGGCUACGCCGCAGCUCUAUUAGACACAGCUCAAUCCACCGGUUCACUUCACGAAGUCCGACGAGACGUACGAAAGCUCUCGAGACUACUCCAAAACAGUCAAAUUCAAGCUUUUUUGAAUGACCCGUUUUUGGGUGAUCAAGAGAAGGGAAAAGCAAUGAAGGAAUUGGCUAAAAAAGGGAAGUUUAACAAGCAUCUUUUUAACUUGUUAAAGAUGAUGGUUGAGAAGAACAAGUUGGGGAUUGUAAGUGAAGUGUUGGAAGAGUUCGAGAGGGUUUUCGAUGAGUUGAUUGGGACUAAACAGGUUUGGGUUUCGUCGGAGAAGAUGAUUGGGGAAGACAUGUUGUUUAAAAUUGCUAUAAAGGUUCAAAAGCUUAGUGGUGCUGUUAAAGUUAAGGUCAAGAACUUGGUUAUUGAUAAGCUACCCAAAAUACCAGACUUUGGCUUGCUCUAUAAUUAAUAUGCAAUGAUUGGUAUCUUUGUUUCAACUUCAACACUCUUUUCAUUUUUAGCUUACUUGCAUUAUAAUAAAUAUGCAAUCAGAAAUGAAAUCAAGAUUAUAUUACGUGACAUGAUUUGACAGAAAA